This is a messenger RNA of Pieris napi, 2670 nucleotides long. RefSeq names its product palmitoyltransferase ZDHHC9 (gene app). Bases 606 to 1895 code for a protein of 429 amino acids. The transcript has 4 exons. Gene Ontology annotation, molecular function: protein-cysteine S-palmitoyltransferase activity. The record is from RefSeq and is a predicted model, not a curated record. NCBI's taxonomy places the organism in Eukaryota, Metazoa, Arthropoda, Insecta, Lepidoptera, Pieridae. Gene Ontology annotation, cellular component: Golgi apparatus; endoplasmic reticulum. Gene Ontology annotation, biological process: peptidyl-L-cysteine S-palmitoylation; protein targeting to membrane.
AUUAUUUUAAAUUGCAAAAGUUUUACUUCAAUCGCGCGUAAUGGUUACACGCACACACUUUUUUAAAGCUUUAUUAAUGUAAAAAUCUUACUUACACACUUAAAAACUUACAUAAAAAAGACUAAUUUUAGAUUUUUUGGGAGAGUCCUCCAAAACUCUAAUACUUUUACCUUCUGUGUACAUAUUUGUCAUGUCAUCUUUGAUCUUCGUGCUCUGUGGACUGUGCUUGUCACUCGGCAAGUGGUUAGUGGCAACACAACUCGUACAAAUUUUUACUUUCUGCUCAAUUUCUUCGUGGUAAAAUCUUAAUGAAUAGUUCGAAACUUUAACGAAAGUUAGCUAGAUUUUUAUCCUUAAGUUACUAAUAUAUAAAAUAAAAGUUAGAAGUAUUUUAAAAUUAUAUGAUACGAUUUAGUAAAUUCGUGUCCCAAUGUGUGAUUAGUACUUUAAAAGUGAAGAUAACAAUAUAAUAUUAUCUUGAUUUCAAUUCUGAAAUCGUCUAAGAUAUCAGCUGCCAAUCUAUUAAAUUAGAUUAAUAGAGGACUGUCAAGUCAGUUCUAGCGAUAUUCUGCUAGAGCCGCAACCCAGGCAGCGGUGAUGUGGCGAUGGCCAGCCGGCGCGUGACGCGCAAGUGGGAAGUGUUCGCGGGCCGCAACCGAUUCUGGUGCGACGGCAGGCUUAUGACCGCUCCCCAUCCCGGCGUCUUCUUACUCACGCUGGCCCUCAUCUGCGGCACUUGUGCGCUGCACUUCGCGUUCGAUUGCCCGUUCCUUGCGGUCCGCGUGUCCGCCGCCGUGCCGGCCGCCGGCGCCGCUCUGGCCGCGACCACGCUGGCCGCGCUGUUGCGCACGGCCCUGUCCGACCCGGGCAUAAUCCCGCGGGCGCCGCCCCACGAGGCCGAGGCGGCCGGCGCCGCGGAGGCCGAGGCGGGAGGUCGGCCGCCUCCGCGUGCUCGCGAGGUCCUCGUGCGGGGUCGCCCCGUCAAGCUCAAGUACUGCUUCACGUGCAAGAUGUUUCGCCCGCCGCGCGCGUCGCACUGCUCGCUGUGCGACAACUGCGUCGAGCGCUUCGACCACCACUGCCCGUGGGUGGGCAACUGCGUCGGCCGCCGCAACUACCGCUACUUCUACCUGUUCGUCGUGUCGCUGUCGUUCCUGUGCGUGUGGGUGUUCGCGUGCGCGGUGGCGCAUCUGGCGCUGCUGGCGCGGGGCGCGGGCGGCGCGGCGGCGGCGCUCCGCCAGAGUCCGGCGUCGGCGUUGGCGGCCGCCGUCUGCUUCCUGUCCGUGUGGUCGGUGCUGGGGCUGGCCGGCUUCCACACGUACCUCGCCUCCGCGGACCGGACCACCAACGAGGACAUCAAGGGCUCGUUCUCUUCGCGUCGCGGCGUCCAGAACCCGAACCCGUACUCGCGGGCCAACGCCUGCGCCAACUGCUGGCACGUGCUGUGCGGCCCUCUCGCGCCCAGCCUCAUAGACCGACGCGGCGUAGUCCCGCCCGACGGCCACGACCUGCCGCCGACCUUCGCGGCGGCGUCGCGUCCGCCGCCCGCCGCUUUCGUCGUCUCGCCCGUCGCGCCGCUCCCCGCGCCGAUCUCGGCGCCGCCGAGACCCCGAGACGCGGCCCGCGCGCUCCAGGCGACGCCGCCGGAGGCGAAAGGUUCGUCGUCGGGCAGCUACACGAACCUGUUCGCGCUGGGCGAGGAGGCGAGACACGCCUACACGAACCGCUCGCUGGAGGCGGGCGACACGGGCGCGGGGGGCGCGGGGAGCGAGGCGAGCGAGGCGGGGCUGAGCGCGUCCCGCCUGCGGCUGCUGCUGCACACCACGAUGAUCGACGCCGCCCUGGACCUGGACGACCCCGACCCUCCGCCGCCGCACCUCGCGCUCGCCCCGUGACCGCCGCCGCCGCCCUCUGUACAUAUUCCGCACCCCAAUAAACUGUUUAUUUUAAAUCGGCGUUUCAUUCAGAAAUUUGAUAAGAUGAAUAAAAGACAGGACUCAAUUAUUGCGUCCGUUUUCACCUAUUUAUUUAUUAUUGUACACGCUAGAGAUCGGUAUACACACAUAAUAAUAUGUUCUUUUUGUAAUGUAGAUAUAUAUUGUGUAUAUUGUGCGAGCCAAGGCUCAUUUGCAAAACGACGUUUUAAAUGACAACCGCGUCAGCCAUGUCAGCGGUCGGUCAACGUUCAAAUGAAAUCUAGUGGUUCAUGAAUUUACGUAACGGGAUAUCAUCCUUUAAGUUGAAGGCGUGACUCCGACCGGCACCUCCUGCAUUAGGAAAUCAAUUUAGAUGACAUAAACGGCUCUACUUCGAUUACGCAGCCGAGUAAGAAUUUGAUUUCAUAAUAUUUUGUAUUAUUUUUCUGUUGGUGAAAUGAAGUAAUGAACAUCUUAUGUGAUUCUUUAUUCGUCCAUCUAUAGUUUACGACUGCAUCUAAAAUUGUAAAACGCGCAAAAAGGCGUAAAACCUUCCCGGAAACAGCAGUAACCAAAUUCAGAUUUCAUUUGAACAUUGACCAUUUGCUGACAUGACUCACGUGGCUGUUCUAUACUUUAAUAGGUGAAGAUGCGAUACACCGAAAGCUCAUAACUAUAAUACGAUGUAUGUGUGAAUAGGCGUAAGUAGUAUUUUAGAUAUUGUUUUAUAAUAAUAAAUCGGAUUUGUAUAUUG